ACAUAUGAAUAACAAAUUACGAUGACGAGUUGUUUUCCCAUCAUAUGAGAGAACCCGUAAUUUCAAAAUUUCGCUAUAAAAGAGAGAACCAGUGCUACUCGCAAUUAGUACUGCUCUUCUCUUCCAGCGAAUAGCACAGGGAACAUGGAUUUUUACUACUCACCUCGCCAAGGCUCUUGGAAUCUAACUGAACAAAAAGAAGAAGAUUACUCCCGGAUGGGAUGAAAACUGGGCGGGUCUGCUACAAUUGAAAACAAUAUACGAGUCCCAAUAAUCCUCAUCAAAGUGUGACGACCUGUAUCUUAUCAUAAACACAAUCAAACUAUAAUCAGAUGAUAAGAUAAGCAACAAAGUGAGACGAAGAGGCGAAGAGAGACAGUUCUGGUAUUGCCUUCCAGCGAAUGACACCCAUAUAAACGAAAUGGAUUUCUAUUACUCGCCCCGUGGAAGUGGAUGCCGCACAGUGAUCAUGGUGGCCAAGGCACUUGGUCUGGAGUUGAACAAGAAGCUAGUGAACACCAUGGAUGGUGACCAGCUGAAGCCGGAGUUCGUGAAGCUCAAUCCCCAGCACACCAUUCCUACGCUUGUGGACAAUGGUUUCUCCAUCUGGGAGUCCCGUGCCAUCGUCGUUUAUCUGAUCGAGCAGUACGCCAAGGACGACUCACUUUUCCCCAAGGAUCCCAAGGAGCAAGCUCUAGUCAACCAACGCUUGUACUUCGACAUGGGAACUCUGUACGAGAGCUUUGCCAAGUACUACUAUCCUCUUUUCCGCACUGGAAAGCCAGGAACUGAUGAGGACUUUAAGAAGAUCGAGAGCUCCUUCGAGUAUCUGAAUAUCUUCCUGGAGGGCCAGGACUACGUGGCCGGUGACCACCUCACAGUGGCCGAUAUUGCCAUCCUCUCGAGCGUUUCCACUUUCGAUAUCUUUGAUUUCGACCUCAGCAAGUAUCCGAAUGUGGCCAGGUGGUAUGCCAAUGCCAAGAAGGUGACUCCCGGAUGGGACGAGAACUGGAAUGGUCUUUUGGAGCUGAAGGCAGUCUCGCACGGCUUAGUCGCAAUGCCAAACUUGGAUCUCUACAAUUUCCCCAAGGCCCCGGCCAGUCGCGCCAUCCAGAUGGUGGCCAAGGCUCUGGGACUGGAGCUGAACUCCAAGCUGAUCAAUACUAUGGAGGGUGACCAAUUGAAGCCGGAUUUCGUGAAGAUCAACCCGCAGCACACCAUUCCCACGCUCGUGGACAACGGAUUCGCCAUCUGGGAGUCCCGCGCAAUCGCCGUCUAUCUGGUGGAGAAGUACGGCAAGCCCGAUUCGCCACUCUAUCCCAAGGAUCCCCACAAGCGGGCUCUGAUCAACCAGAGGCUGUACUUCGACAUGGGCACCCUGUACGACGCUUUGACCAAAUACUUCUUUGCCGUCUUCCGCACUGGUCAAUUUGGAGAUCAGGAAGCUCUGGACAAGGUCAACUCUGCCUUUGGAUUCCUCAACACCUUCCUGGAGGAUCAGGACUUCGUGGCCGGCAGCCAACUGACCGUGGCCGACAUCGUCAUCCUGGCCACCGUAUCCACCGUACAAAUGUUUGCGUUUGACCUCAGCAAGUUCCCGAACGUGGAGAGGUGGUUCAACAAUGCCCAGAAGGUUACUCCUGGAUGGGAGCAAAACAUUGAGAGUCUGCAGCAGGGGAAGAAGUUCCUGGAGGACAUUAAGGCGGCAAAGGAAAAGGAAGGGAAGGCCUAAACAACAUUAUAUAAAUAAUAAAGCUUUGUGUAAAUAUUCAAGUUUGUUUGCAAACUUCUGAAAA
Molecule: messenger RNA, 1796 nt
Organism: Drosophila erecta
Lineage: Eukaryota; Metazoa; Arthropoda; Insecta; Diptera; Drosophilidae
Product: glutathione S-transferase D7
Exons: 4
Coding region: 422-1732 (436 amino acids)
Biological process (GO): glutathione metabolic process
Molecular function (GO): glutathione transferase activity
Source: RefSeq, a predicted model, not a curated record